CAGUCAGAGGAUGGGCCUAGACCCAAAGCUUUCACUGGGGGGAUGGGGAAGGGGGAGGUAAAACAGGGCUCAGGCUCUGGAAGCUCGAAGGAUCUGCAGGGCCCCGUUGAGAGUGCUAAUGUAGCAGAUGGAGCUGGAGUCAUGACAUGGGUGGUGGGUCUUCACCUAAGAGUCUGUGGCUGGGCGUUUCCAAGGUGAAGAACCUCUUGGUAUCAGACAGGAUUCCGUGGACCUGUGUAUUGAUCCAGCGAGGUCCCUGGAUGCAAUCGGUGUGGCUUCCUAGGUCACCAGGACUCUCUGUGGAAGCACCAAGGCAUUCGGCGGAUAGGGAAGAGUGGGGGAGGGGAGGAAAGGGUGGAGGCGGGUGGGGCCCUCAGGGGCCAGAGAGGGCUGUACAGUGGGGUUACAGGCCAGGCUGCUGGCAGACUGGGUUUGCAAGGACACAUCGGGCACUCUUCCGCCUCAUCUGACUGUCCCAGCAUCCUCAAAGAGAGUGGGGACCACCCGGGACCGGGCGGCAUCACCAACUUCUCAGGGCCGGAGGGCCAGGGUACCCCGGAACGGCCCUCGGCCGCCUCCUCGUGCUCACUUCCCUAGCUCGCUCGUUCGCUCUCUCUCUCCUGCUAGCUCGCUCGGGCCCCAGCCCCCGCCCUCCGCUCGCUCGCCGCCCGCGGCUCCUCCUCACUCGUCCGUCGCCCGCGCCCGGUGCAGCUCGGCCAGAGCCACGGCGGGCUGCGUGUCCGCCAGGAGCCGCUGCCCUGAUCCUACUGCCCGGAUCCCUCUGCCUGGAUCCCUCUGCCUGAAUCCCGCUGCACCAAUCCCUCUGUCUGGACCUCGCUCUGGGGUCCGGCUGCUCAGAGCCUUCGGUCCAGAUCUCUCCCUCUCCCUGGACCGCACUGCCUGAUUCCGGCUGCCCGAUCCUUCUGCCUUGAUCCCACCGCACGGAUCCCUCUGCCUGGACCCGCCACACGGAUCUCUCUGUGCCGACCCCGGCUCCGUAGCUACAAUGACUGUGGCACGGCCACAAGCCGCGGGACCCGACAGGAUCUCUCUGCUCCUGGUCGCCUUGCUUCUGGGGAGCCCCGUGGCAGCUCGGGCGGAAGAUGGUGGUCCAGAGGGAGACAUGCACCCUUCCACUGCCUACCUCCUGCCCUCUGCCUUGCUGGAGGGCAGCCUGGAAGAGGGGGUGACAUCAGCAGCCCCAGGUCCCCUGCCAUCCCGGGAAGCACUGGAAGCACUAGAAGGGUCCUUGCCCCCUCUGUUCCCCGAUGAGGCCAGCGUCCAGCAUACCCCAGCCCUAAGGAAGGCUCUGCCGUCCCUGAAGCAACUCAACUCAGCCCGGAGGCAGUUGAGGCCCCUGGCUACCCCGACAACUCUGCAGAGACUGGGAUCCCCUUCCUCCGCUACCACGAAGUCACGUGAGCCUGGAGACCCGGAGCAGCCUACAGCGCCUGCGCCACUGCAGAUCGCACCCUUCACCGCUCUGGCGACUACACUUCCACACAGCCCGCAGCCCGCGCAGGCCCCCGAUGACAGCAGCCUCAGUAGCCCGCUGGACAAGGGUGACAAUGAGCUGACCGGGUCUGCCUCUGAGGAGAGCCAGGAGACCACCACAUCCACCAUCGUCACCACCACCAUCAUCACCACGGAGCAGGCCCCAGCUCUCUGCGGUGUGAGCUUCUCCGACCCCGAGGGAUACAUUGACUCAAGUGAUUUCCCUCCUCAGCCCUCCAGCAGCUUCCUGGAAUGCACCUACAAUGUGACUGUCUACACUGGCUACGGGGUAGAACUGCAGGUGAAGAGUGUCAACCUAUCUGAGGGGGAGCUGCUCUCCAUCCGAGGAGUGGACGGCCCCACCCUGACAGUCCUGGCCAACCAGACUCUCCUGGUGGAGGGCCAGGUGAUCCGAAGCCCCACCAACACCAUCUCUGUCUACUUCCGGACCUUCCAGGAUGACAACCUUGGGACCUUCCAGCUACAUUACCAAGCUUUCAUGCUGAGCUGCAACUUUCCCCGACGGCCCGAUGCUGGAGACGUCACAGUGAUGGAUCUGCACUCUGGCGGGGUGGCCCACUUCCACUGCCACCUGGGCUACGAGCUGCAGGGAGCCAAGACACUGACCUGCAUCAAUGCCUCCAAACCGCACUGGAGCAGCCAGGAGCCUGUCUGCUCAGCCCCGUGUGGAGGAGCAGUGCACAAUGCCACCAUCGGCCGAGUUCUGUCCCCCAGUUACCCGGGAAACACCAAUGGCAGCCAGCUCUGUGUGUGGACCAUCGAGGCUCCAGAGGGCCAGAAGCUUCACUUGCAUCUUGAAAGGCUACUGCUGCAUGAGAAAGACAGGAUGGUUGUCUACAGUGGACGGACAAACACGUCGGCCCUCCUGUACGACUCACUCCGAACAGAGAGCGUGCCCUUCGAGGGCCUGCUGAGCGAGGGUAGCAAUAUCCGCAUCGAGUUCACCUCUGACCAGGGCCAGGCAGCCUCCGCCUUCAACAUUCGCUUUGAGGCCUUUGAGAAAGGUCACUGCUACGAACCCUACAUCCAAAAUGGGAAUUUCACCACAUCGGACCCCACCUAUAACAUCGGUACCAUUGUGGAGUUCACCUGCGACCCCGGCCACUCUCUGGAACAGGGCCCAGCUGUCAUUGAGUGCGUGAAUGUGCGGGACCCAUACUGGAAUGACACGGAGCCUCUAUGCAGAGCCAUGUGUGGUGGGGAGCUCUCUGCUGUGGCUGGGGUGGUGCUGUCUCCAAACUGGCCAGAGCCCUAUGCAGAAGGUGAAGACUGUGUGUGGAAAAUCCACGUUGGGGAGGAGAAGCGGAUCUUCCUGGACAUUCAGUUCCUGAAUCUGAGCAACAGCGACAUCCUGACCAUCUAUGACGGAGAUGAGGUUGUGCCCCACGUCCUGGGCCAAUACUUUGGCAACAGCAGCCCUCAGAAGCUGUACUCCUCCACGCCGGACCUCACCAUCCAGUUCCACUCGGAUCCUGCUGGCCUCAUCUUUGGCAAGGGCCAGGGAUUUAUCAUGAACUAUAUAGAGGUGUCACGGAACGACUCCUGCUCAGACUUGCCUGAAAUUCAGAAUGGCUGGAAAACCACUUCCCACACGGAGCUGGUCAGGGGAGCCCGGAUCACAUACCAGUGCGACCCUGGCUACGACAUCGUGGGGAGCGACACCCUCACCUGCCAGUGGGACCUCAGCUGGAGCAGCGACCCCCCGUUUUGUGAAAAGAUUAUGUACUGUACUGACCCCGGGGAGGUAGAGCACUCCACCCGCCUCAUCUCAGACCCUGUGCUGCUAGUGGGCACCACCAUCCAGUACACCUGUAGCCCUGGGUUUGUGCUUGAAGGGAGCUCUCUUCUCACCUGCUACAGCCGCGAGACAGGAACUCCCAUCUGGACGUCUCGCCUGCCCCACUGUGUCUCCGAGGAGUCCCUGGCGUGUGACAACCCAGGGCUGCCUGAGAACGGAUACCAGAUCCUGUAUAAGCGGUUGUACCUGCCUGGAGAGUCCCUCACGUUCAUGUGCUACGAGGGCUUCGAGCUCAUGGGCGAAGUGACCAUCCGGUGCAUUCUGGGACAGCCGUCCCAUUGGAGCGGGCCCCUGCCCAUCUGUAAAGUUAACCAAGACAGUUUCGAACAUGCGUUGGAAGUAGCAGAAGCAGCAGCAGAGUCCUCACUGGAAGGCGGGAACAUGGCCCUAGCCAUCUUCAUUCCGGUCCUUCUCAUCUCCUUGCUACUGGGAGGAGCCUACAUCUAUGUCACGAGGUGCCGACAAUAUUCCAGCCUCCGCCUGCCCCUCAUGUACUCCCACCCCUACAGCCAGAUCACUGUGGAAACUGAGUUCGACAACCCUAUCUAUGAGACUGGGGAAACGAGAGAGUACGAAGUUUCCAUCUAACAAGAGCUGCCCCAGAAAGGGGGGGAACUUUAGAGACAGACAUACAUACGGACGUGAACUGUCAGGACCUCCUCGGACAUUCAUCAGAGACCCUGUGGCAUUGGGUUGCAGCCCAGCGUGGCCGCCAUCUUUCCGCUACACUGUUUCUUCGCUGUACUUAACUAUAUUUAAAAAUUGAAGGCAUUGACACCGGUGAGUUUGGUACAUUGCGGCUGCAGCUAAGGUCACACGAAAGCCUCCAUUCCCAAGGCAAGCAGAGUGACGAACAGCAGGUCAAGUUGGGUCAGCCGUGCCAGGCUUGGGCUGCACUGUCCUGCAUGGUCUUCAACCACAUACCACAGCGUUCUCGGGACAGAUGGAAGCCCUGGGGUUGUCGGAGUGUGUCUUGUAGGGUUGCCUUGGAGUGGAAUUUAGCCCGAGUACUUAGCCCGUAUUUCCCCCUCCAAAACAAAUUCUGUGUCCUGUUUUCCGAUUUAAAACUCCUCUACAAGGUCUUAGCCCAUCUUCUUCCCAUGGCCUUCCGAAGGUAGCAGAGAUUCUCCCAGAAUUCCCUGGGUCCAAGAUGAGCAGGCAGACCCUUUCUUAAAAGAUGAUUAGGCCCAAAGCACCAUCAGGGAAGAGGCACAGGGGCCCUGGGGAAGGGGACUUCAAAGAGGGAUGGAUACCAGAUGAGUACUGGAGCCCACCACAGCUGGCAUGGUCAUUCUGAGGCUAGGGUCAUAAAUCCACAGGCAGCUUGGACUACAGAGUCCCCAGGUCUGCAGGGGGGAGGGAGGGAUAUGCCUUGACCUGAAAGCCAAGGGUCUGCUCCGAUUGUCACCUGGGCUCCUAGAUAGGGUUAGGAUAAGACAGCACAAAGUCCAGCCUGAACCACAGUGAAAACAAAACGUUUCCAAACAGCAGACCCUCCCAGCCUUCAGCCACUGCUCUGUUAGCCUUCGUUAGAGAUUGUGGCUCUCCAAAAGACUAUUUUCUAAGUACAGUCAUAAAGAAAGGUGUCAGGGUUAUGUGCUGGAGGAGACAACAGGCAUAGGGGGAUGAUCACUUGAGGGCUAUGUCUUGACCAGGGGGUGCUCUGCAGCCAGACAUGGCCAUUCAGCCUGGAGGAUCCUCCCUGUGUUCUCCUGUGCUGUCUGGGGUGGUUGCAUUAAAUGCCUGGGUUUCAAAGAAGAGAAAGCUCUCUCUGGAUGCAGGGCUAUAGGAAGUGCCUCUUCUCAGCCCUCAUCCUAGCAAGGAUGGACCCAUCUCCCUCCAGGUAUGUGUCUGACCACUGUGGCUGGAGUUGUGGCAGGGGGCGUUCUGGUCACCCAGCUAAUCUACCCACAGAGGAACCAGAGGAGAAACUGUACAGGCUCUAGGGAGCAGGGGCCCCUUGUGGAAAGACCUACUAUGAGUCAUGUGGCCUUUCUCCCAGAGGCAGAACUUAUUCAAGAUGCUUCCAACCCCAGCCCCGGGUCACCUGGGAAUUCUGUCUGUGCCGUUUGAUAUUAGUCCACUGUAUGCUCCCGUGGAAACUAAGCACUUGCCUUCUAUAAAGGCUGACCGUGUGUCACCCUUCUAACCCUGCUCCCUAAAGCUGACCAAGUCAUCUCUUGACUAUUGGGGGUGGGGGGAGGGUAAAAUGUUGAUUUUUUUUUUUAAGCAGGAGACCAAUGUCUCAGUUCUGACUUAGUGGUACAGUCGGUGUGGCCAUGUUUUAAAAUGUUGUUCUAGCCUAGAGGUGGAUCACAAGAGCUUACAAUGUACAAUGACUGAAAGAACAUGCUGAUGUCUUUGUUUUGACUUGUUUUUUUAAAUACCUGUGUAUUUGUAAUAUGUAAAGGUUUGAUUUAAAAAAAAAAUGUUACCAGUGACGAAGUACCAGAUGCCAGUCCCAAGGCAUUUCAUGACGGCCCAUUCCUGUCUGUUUUUAUAAGAUGGAAAUUUGAACCCAUUGGGAUUAAAUAUUUUUCGAACGGGAUACACUCGUGAGCCCUCCCACAAGCACCUCCCUGUUCUGACGUCAGUGGGGACACGUGUCUCGGAAUGUGCGCAUCCUUCGCACUGAUUGGCACAGGCAGCACUGUCAACACGCACAGCUCCUCCCCCUUCUGCUCAGAGCUCAUCUUCCCCCUUUAGCUUGCCUUUUGGUAGACUCAUUUUGCCAGCAUAAGCAUUCUGACCUCUGCCUGGGGGGUUGGGAGGGCCAUCUUUCCAAGUGAUCACACCCCGAGCCUUUGAAGACAGCUCUUUGGAGAACUCACAGACCUCAGGGGACAACUCUGGAAAUCCACACACAGCCCUGGAGAAGGAGAAAGGUUAGAGCCUGAUUUGGCACCAUGGGGACUCCGAUGAACCAAUGGGUAGCUUCAGGAACCAUAGGCAAAGUGACCUCUUCCUUUGGUGGUGACCUUCCUGCAUCUUUGAUGAGGCCCGGUGAGAUGGCACUCCAGGCCCGGUCUUGUGCGGCACUCGGCACCCACAAAGACAGGCGUCUUCUCGGAUGCUUGCUCUUUCAUUUAUCAUCAAAGAGAAUUUAAAGAAAAAAAGGCAAACUUUCUAAGCUAGGAAAAAAAAACCGAAAUGAAAUCAUUUUCCACUUUGUAUAUAUUGCUCUUAAUAAAACAGUUGUAAAAGAA
Molecule: messenger RNA, 6519 nt
Organism: Rattus rattus (black rat)
Lineage: Eukaryota; Metazoa; Chordata; Mammalia; Rodentia; Muridae
Gene: Sez6l
Product: seizure related 6 homolog like
Exons: 17
Coding region: 1007-3901 (964 amino acids)
Biological process (GO): synapse maturation
Cellular component (GO): endoplasmic reticulum; neuronal cell body
Source: RefSeq, a predicted model, not a curated record